This is a messenger RNA of Capra hircus (goat), 2002 nucleotides long. It is a transcript of the gene GLRA2, whose product is annotated as glycine receptor alpha 2. Gene Ontology annotation, molecular function: transmembrane signaling receptor activity; extracellularly glycine-gated chloride channel activity; transmitter-gated monoatomic ion channel activity. The transcript is spliced from 9 exons. Gene Ontology annotation, cellular component: postsynaptic membrane; plasma membrane; synapse. The record is from RefSeq and is a predicted model, not a curated record. Lineage: Eukaryota; Metazoa; Chordata; Mammalia; Artiodactyla; Bovidae. The coding region runs from base 529 to 1887 and encodes 452 amino acids. Gene Ontology annotation, biological process: regulation of membrane potential; signal transduction; nervous system process.
CUCUUUCUGUAGCCCUCAUUCCAGCACAGGAUCUCAGCAAUUUUGCCCUCUUCUUCCUACCCACUCUAGCACGCAGAGUCCUUUCUUAUCCCUCAUUUACAACUUCUUUUAAAAAGAGAACAUUUUCUAGAGAAAAGAGAUUCGCUAAAUAGAAAGGACAUAAAACAAAAGCCACUGCAACCGACUUCCAGCAUGGCAUUGUCACCAGCCCCCUUUGCAUGGUGAUGUGAUUAAGGUAGCAGCAUUUUUAUUAUUCAAGGAAAGCAGCUGGGGAUCCAUCAGUUCUAAGGCUUUGUCUCUCCUGGGUUAACUGAUGGUCCUAAGCCCCCGUUUGACCUGACCAUGAUGCCUAAUACUGGCACUUUUUGUUUUUUCUCAGCAAACUGUACAAACCCAAAUCUCUUUUUGAUUUUCAAGGAAACUAGAUUCCUGCCAAAUUUUGAGUCUGGACAAUAAAUAGAUACUUUGUCUUAGCUUCUUUCUGGAAUCAUUUCGGGAAUAUUUUCUACAAGCAUCACAGAUACAGGAAUGAACCGGCAGCUAGUGAACAUUUUGACAACCUUGUUUGCAUUUUUCUUAGAGACAAACCACUUCAGGGCGGCUUUCUGCAAAGACCAUGACUCCAGGUCUGGAAAACAACCUUCACAGACCCUAUCUCCUUCAGAUUUCUUGGACAAAUUAAUGGGAAGGACAUCAGGAUAUGACGCAAGAAUCAGGCCAAAUUUUAAAGGUCCUCCAGUAAACGUUACUUGCAAUAUUUUUAUCAACAGUUUUGGAUCAGUCACAGAAACCACCAUGGACUACCGAGUGAAUAUUUUUCUGAGACAACAGUGGAAUGAUUCACGGUUGGCAUAUAGCGAGUACCCUGAUGAUUCUCUGGACCUGGACCCAUCGAUGCUGGACUCCAUUUGGAAACCAGAUUUGUUCUUUGCCAAUGAGAAGGGGGCCAACUUCCAUGAUGUUACCACGGACAACAAAUUACUUCGUAUUUCAAAAAAUGGCAAAGUACUCUACAGUAUCAGGCUCACCUUGACCUUAUCCUGUCCCAUGGACUUGAAGAAUUUUCCAAUGGAUGUCCAGACUUGUACAAUGCAGCUGGAGAGUUUUGGGUACACAAUGAAUGACCUGAUAUUUGAGUGGUUAAGUGAUGGUCCAGUUCAAGUUGCUGAAGGAUUGACCCUGCCUCAGUUUAUUUUGAAAGAAGAGAAGGAACUCGGCUACUGCACAAAGCAUUACAACACUGGAAAGUUUACCUGCAUCGAGGUUAAGUUUCACCUGGAACGCCAGAUGGGAUAUUAUUUGAUCCAGAUGUACAUCCCCAGUUUGUUGAUAGUCAUUUUGUCCUGGGUCUCUUUUUGGAUAAACAUGGAUGCGGCCCCUGCCAGAGUUGCACUGGGCAUAACGACAGUCUUAACAAUGACCACCCAGAGUUCAGGCUCCAGGGCAUCUCUGCCAAAGGUCUCCUACGUUAAAGCGAUUGACAUCUGGAUGGCGGUGUGCCUUCUGUUUGUGUUUGCAGCCUUACUGGAAUAUGCAGCAGUGAACUUUGUCUCCAGGCAGCACAAGGAGUUUCUGAGGCUCCGGAGAAGACAGAAGAGGCAAAAUAAGGAAGAAGAUGUUACUCGUGAAAGUCGUUUUAAUUUCAGUGGUUAUGGAAUGGGUCACUGCCUUCAAGUGAAAGAUGGAACAGCUGUCAAGGCCACACCUGCCAACCAGCUCCCACAGCCCCCCAAAGAUGCAGAUGCCAUCAAGAAGAAGUUUGUGGACCGGGCAAAAAGGAUUGACACGAUUUCUCGAGCUGCCUUCCCAUUGGCCUUCCUCAUUUUCAACAUCUUUUACUGGAUCACAUACAAGAUCAUUCGGCAUGAAGAUGUCCAUAAGAAAUAGAUGUGCUCUUCAGAUCCUGGGACCUUCUUGCCUAACUGCUGUGCUUGUAAAUACACAGUGAAAUUGUCUUUAUAUCACUUUGACAGAGGAGAAGACUGGGGGAGGGGGAGGGAGG